GGCCAAGUUGGCGUGGGCAGGGUGCCUAAGGCGCUCUGCUCCUCCGGAUUGUGACUUACAACUAAGUCACGGUUUCACCUUCAAUUGUGGUCCAUGCCACCUCCCUAAUCCGUCUUUCUCCCCUUCCAAUUGCUUUCUGCUGGAACGGUGCUACAUAAACUCCCCCCCCAAUUCCUGUUUGCUCCUUAACGUCCGGUUGUCAAGAAAUUGAAAUACGAACACGAUUUUUUUUAACCUUCCCUUUCCCAUGCCUAGAGUGCUAGUGCCUCGGUGCCUAAGUUAGUUGCCAGUGGUUUAUUUCUCGGCAGGAUCCGGUCCCGGUUACCUACUGCUUCUUAAUACUUUACUUGAGCUGAACCCCUGCUGCAUCUUUUCGAAUCACAUCUCCAGGUGACAACUUAAGAUACUGUCAUCCUCUAUUCCACCGGUACCUCGUUCGUUUCCAUUGCCGGGAUCGAAUCAACUAGACUAUAAGAGUCUUAAAUAUACAAAUGCGCCCAUAUGCCGUCGCGGACCACACGUAAUCCAUCCCACCCUCCAACGUCACUUUCAAAUGUCGUCGAUUUGAAUGCGCCCCUCCCUCCUUUGCCGAUAGAGAGGGGCGCCCCGUCUAUGCUGUCUCAAGAUGCUCAGCUUCUGCCCACCAUGGUCGCAAACCCGGCAACCUCGCCGCCACACCAUUUCCAACAUCGAGGUCAUUCUCGUUCGAUCAGUCAUCCGUUCCCGUCACCGUUUUCCGGUAGAAGACGAAAUAGGUCGAUAUCCAAGCAUGACUUUCUAGAUUCCGAUGAUGACGACGAGGUCACCUACCUACCCGAUCCCCUUUCCAGCAGUCCUCGGAAAGGCGUACCGCGUUCAUCGCCUGGGGAGGAGUUGACAAUGGGGAAGUGCAUGACAUGCAACUGCACUGUUCGGUGGCCUCGGAACCUCAAGGUCUUUCGAUGUACAGAAUGCCUCACCGUCAACGAUCUGGAACUGUACAGAGGGUCUACCGAGUCGAGCGGGCAUGCUCAUCCAGGGAAGGACGAUAAACCACUACCAACGAUUCCCAGGAAAGCUAUUCCAUUAUCCGUCGAACGAACGAAGGCUAUCAUUGAUGAAUGCGUUUCGAGCUAUCUUCGACAACUCUUGGAUGGACCUGGGCCACGAGCCUCCCCGGCGGCAACCCAGAUAGACAAGCACACUAGUGGGCAAGAUGAAGAUCUAUCGGAAUCUCUGGGUAAAUCAUCUGGCUACCUAACCGAACCCCGACAGAUGGACCCUCGCGGCCGUAGUGCAUCCGCAUCCAGUAGGUCUGGAAAGCUGGAUGGGAUGAACGGUACUGCAAAUUACCUGAAACCUAGUCCUACCCCAUUCUCGCUACAAACAGAAGGGAGAGGUUCUCAUAUGAGGAUCCGGGACGCACAGAACAGGCCAAAAAGAGACCGCUCGCCACGGGAAGUAGGGCGACCAUGCGACUAUGCAGUCAGGGAUAGGCCAAGUCGCCCGUAUAUAUUUAGGGCAUUGGAAGAGUACAUAAUCACUUCAUUCAAGGGGUGUGAAUGCCUCAACAGUUCUUUCUCCACGACACAACAAGCACCACCGCCUGCAAGUGAGAACAGCCCUCCAAAGCAAAAACCGGACAACAGUGUCACGCAUGCACACUCAGUAUUUGAACCGGACGCGAAGACUCUCCUCCUUGGCGAUUUGGCUGAAAAUUCUUCUUGGUGGAUGAAUGAUAGUGAGCAAGCUUCGCCUCAUCAUCCGAAAGAGAAAACGACUAGUUCUACGAGGACUGUCAGCUCCAGGAGUCCGCGCAUUAACUGGGCUGAACUUGCACACUGGUAUCAGUUGAUCUUGACGGCAGGAACGUCAUGGGUCGAACAAUGGUCAGGGUUGAAGCCUUUGGACAUGCGCGGGGAAGAGGCUUACGCAAGGAAUAAGAAGUGGGAUGCCGCCGACAUGAGCCUAGUUGAAAGGGAUUUCGUGGAGUCGCGUUUGCAUCUGCAUAGAACGCUGUUGAAGGCUACUGAGAAUUUAUUAAAGCGACCCCGGCGGCCGUUGAAAAAACCGGAGGAUGUCAGAUUCCUCUUGAUACUACUGGUAAAUCCCUUGAUAUACUCGUCGAGUCAACACCUGGUGUUUCAUCCUGCAGCCGCUUCUGCAGCCAAUAGUAACAGAAGACCUUCAAAUCCGAACAAUACCAGCCAUAGACUAGUGCCUCCCGAUAUCAAAUCUUCCCCCAGGCAUCGGAGCGGAGGCCCUGGCCACCACUCUGGUAUCGUGAAGCGGAUUAUGGGUCUGUUGGCCAACUUGCCGAAUGACUGUCAUCAUUAUCUCGUUUCUUGGUUUUCACGGUUUUCGGCAGGGCAGUUUGAGAAGCUUGUUGAUCUCGUCGGCAGCUUCGUGACGUAUCGUCUGACUCGCCAACAUGGGCGGAAGCGCAGCGAAUCGGCACAGCACGACGACGAUUUAGUUCCAAGUUUUUCUAGCGCUGCCGGUAAUACGCCAGCUGAAUUGCACGCCGCCAUUAAUGGAAGAAGCACCAAUAAACAAGCCAACGACAAAAGCGAACAGCCAGUUGUCUAUAGUGACGACUGGCAGCUUCGAGCGGCAGCGCGAGUGAUGUCACUACUUUUCACUGCCAACAAUGCGAACGUUACUCGAAAGCCGGACGGGAUACUCGGUCAAGAUGCGGCGGCGUCUGCAACCAAAUCCCAAGGAUACCGACGAGGGCAGAUUGUUCCAGUCAGCGCGUUUUAUAAUACGUUGCUAGACUAUUCGGACCUUGUGGCAGAUUUUGAAGCUUGGGAGUCUAAAACCACGAAGUUCUCUUUUUGCCAAUACCCGUUCUUCCUCAGUAUCUGGGCCAAGAUCCAUAUACUUGAGCACGAUGCACGCCGGCAAAUGGAAGUUAAAGCCCGCGAGGCCUUCUUUAAUAGUAUAUUGAGUCGGAAAGCGAUUAGCCAGUAUCUCGUGUUGAGGGUUCGUCGCGACUGUUUGGUCGAUGACAGUCUCCGAGGUGUUAGCGAGGUUGUAGGUUCCAGUCAAGAAGAGAUCAAGAAGGGCCUUCGCAUUGAUUUUGUGGGCGAAGAGGGUGUCGACGCAGGCGGCCUUCGCAAGGAAUGGUUCCUACUACUUGUCAGGGAGAUCUUUGACCCUCACCACGGACUCUUUAUCUACGACGAGGACUCUCAGUUUUGCUAUUUCAACCCGUACUGUUUUGAAUCCUCGGAGCAGUUCUUCUUGGUCGGAGUUUUACUGGGCCUAGCCAUCUACAACUCGACAAUUCUUGACAUUAACCUACCUCCUUUCGCAUUUAAAAAGCUUUUGGCUUCCGCGCCACAGACGUCUGGACCGCAACCUUCAACAACGCGGUCAACUUACAAAUGUAGCCUUGAUGACUUGGCUGAGUAUCGACCCACGCUUGCUAAGGGUCUCCGGGCCCUUCUCGAAUUCGAAGGAGAUGUUGCGGAAACCUUCUGUUAUGACUUUGUUGCUCCUAUGGAUCGUUAUGGCGAGGUAGUUGCGGUGCCGCUCUGCUCUGGGGGCGAGAAACGACCGGUUACCAAUGCAAACCGACGGGAAUUCGUGGACUUGUAUGUCCAUUAUCUGUUGGAUACAGCUGUUACCAGACAGUAUGAGCCCUUCAAACGAGGAUUCUUCACUGUUUGUGGCGGUAAUGCGUUGUCUCUCUUCCGUCCCGAGGAGAUUGAACUUCUAGUGCGCGGCUCAGACGAACCGUUGGACGUGGCAUCGCUACGGGCAGUUGCCACGUAUGACAACUGGUCUGAACCCCGUCCUGAGACGGUGCCGGUCGUGCAAUGGUUCUGGCAAUUCCUUGAGCACACCCAGCCGCAGGCACAGCGGAAAAUACUAUCGUUUAUCACGGGCAGUGACCGUAUCCCGGCCAUGGGGGCAACCAGUCUCACCAUUCGGGUGGCCUGUCUAGGCGAUGAGUCGUGGCGAUUCCCAACCGCACGUACAUGUUUUAAUAUGUUGGGAUUGUAUCGGUAUACUACACGGGAACAAUUAGAGCGAAUGCUCUGGGGAGCAGUGCUCAACAGUGAGGGGUUUGGCCUCAAAUAGACAUGUCACUGGGCUGGUAUCCCAGGGACGACUGGUUCUGACGCUGUGAUGACCAUAUCCAUAUCCGGGGAGUUUUUAUCCUCAUGGGGUAAAAAGAAUAUGCAUAGUAUUUUCUUUCAUAGUCGGCUUAUUUGCCUUUUUGAUCUUAUUCUUUUGGGAUUCCCCACUGUACAGUAUAGAUAGGUAGGAUGAACUACUAGUUCCUAGGAGGAUGUGAAACAUAGACCUGGGCAGAACCGAAGUAUCCUUGUCCAUGGCUGUAUUUCCGGCUUUGUUUGGUGCUUUCGAUACAUGGAGC
Messenger RNA from Aspergillus alliaceus, 4366 nucleotides. Its product is annotated as HECT-type E3 ubiquitin-protein ligase. NCBI's taxonomy places the organism in Eukaryota, Fungi, Ascomycota, Eurotiomycetes, Eurotiales, Aspergillaceae. Gene Ontology annotation, biological process: protein polyubiquitination. The record is from RefSeq and is a predicted model, not a curated record. Gene Ontology annotation, molecular function: ubiquitin protein ligase activity. Bases 502 to 4068 code for a protein of 1188 amino acids. The transcript has 3 exons.